Molecule: messenger RNA, 1707 nt
Organism: Panicum hallii
Lineage: Eukaryota; Viridiplantae; Streptophyta; Magnoliopsida; Poales; Poaceae
Product: hydroxycinnamoyltransferase 2-like
Exons: 2
Coding region: 118-1458 (446 amino acids)
Molecular function (GO): acyltransferase activity, transferring groups other than amino-acyl groups
Source: RefSeq, a predicted model, not a curated record
CUCUCCUUUAUAAAUCCACCCCGUGGCAGGCAUGAUCUGCAGUUCAAACCAAAGCAAGUGGUAGCUCUCCCACUCCCAACUCCCUCUCUGCUCUCUCUCGCGCGCACUCACGUCAACAUGGUCAAGGAAGGCACCACCGGCGGCGGCGCGGUGACUAUCACGGCCGUUACGACGGUGGCGCCGGCGCUGCCGGUGCAGGAGCACCGCCUGCCGCUGUCGAACCUGGACCUCAUCCUGCCGCCCAUCGACGUCGGCGUCUUCUUCUGCUACGCGGCCCCCGGCGGCGUCGCCGCCGCGGUCCUCAAGGCGGCGCUGGCCAAGACGCUGGUGGCGUACUACCCGCUGGCCGGGGAGGUGGUGGCCAACGCGGCGGGCGAGCCGGAGCUGCUGUGCAGCGGCCGCGGGGUGGACGUCGCGGAGGCCAGCGCCGAUGGCGGCGCCGUGAUGCGGGACCUACGGCUGGGCCGCCCCGACGAGAGCGUCGAGCAGCUCGUGCCCAAGAAGAAGGCCGGCGUCAUGUCCGUGCAGGUGACAAAGUUCAGGUGCGGCGGCGCCGUCGUCGGCUGCACUUUCGACCACCGCGUCUGCGACGCCUACUCCUUCAACAUGUUCCUCGUCGCGUGGGCCGCGGCCGCCCGUACUGGAAGCCCCGCGCCGCCGGCCCCGUCCUUCCGCCGCUCGUUCCUCGCGCCUAGUAAUCCAGCGCCACCGUGCGCCGGCACCCUCGCAGACCGCCUCUUCGUCCCCAUCAGCCGCGCGCCGGCCCCGCCGGACGCCGCCGCCGCCAACCGCAUCUACCGCGUGGCCGCCGCCGACGUGGCGGCGCUGCAGGCCGCGGCGGGUCCCGGGCGCACGAAGCUGGAGGCGUUCACGGCGCACCUGUGGCGGCUGCACGCCCUGGCGGCCUCCCGGCGCGGGAUCGGCUCGUGCUGCAUGGGCGUGGUCGUGGACGGGCGCGCCCGCCUCCGCGGCGACGGCGCCAUGCGGGGCUACUUCGGAAACGUGCUGACCAUCCCCUACGGCGUCCUGAGCGCCGGCGCCCUGCGCGGCGCGGCGCUCGCGGACGUGGCGCGCGACGUGCACCGGUGGGUGGCGGAGGCGGCGACGGGGGACCACUUCCGCGAGCUGGUGGACUGGGUGGAGGCGCGGCGGCCCGAGGCGACGGUGGCGAGGGCGUACCUGGGCCGCGGCGAGGGCGGCGAGGGCGCGACGGCCUGCGUGGUGUCGUCCGGGACGCGGCUCCCCCUGGGGGAGGUGGACUUCGGGUGGGGCCGGCCGGCGUUCGCGUCGUACCACUUCCCCUGGCAGGGGGGCGCCGGGUACGUGAUGCCGAUGCCGAGCGCGCGCGGGGACGGCGACUGGGUGGUGUACGUGCACGCGGCGCCGGAGGUGGUGGAGGCGAUGGAGGAGGAGCCGACGGUGUUCAGGGCGCUGGACAGCGGCUACAUGUUCGGGUGAAGCGCCUGGCCGCCGGCGCCGGCUGGGAAGAUGUCGGAAGAACGAGGUGGCGCCAUCGUGACACCGUGCGUGUGUGUCUAGUUCGUGUUAUUACGUUGCUGUAGGGCUCCGUCCAUCAGUGUGCGUGUGUGCUGUAUGUGACUAUGCCGUUGUGACUAACUAAUACUCCAAUUUGGCAAUAAGCGUGGUAUAUAUUUGUAUCACAUUACCUGAUCAAUGGGAGCACCUUGCCUUGUGUCGGGUGAUUAU